AUUGAAAAAAAAACCUUUAUUUGGUGCGCCGAGCAAGUGUCAAGGAUGAAGGGCAAACUCGCUUCGGCCUCUUUGCUGCUCCUCGUUUCCACGGCGCUGACCCAAAACGUCAUUUUGGAGUGGAACCAGCGCGAGCGUGCCAGUUCUUCGUGUGGGGUUGGGACGCGUUGCAACUCUUUCGGGAACUGCAUGCGGCAAAUCGGGUACGCGAGUCACCAAAGGUUUUCCCUGACAGGGUCGGCGCUGCGGCUCAGGUACGCCAUCGGGGGCCACUUUUCUCCCGCGUCCGCCUCCAAGCUGCUGCUGCGCACACGCUGUCCCGGACACAAACGCGUCUGCUGUCCCGCGUGGAAGGUCGUCCACCAUGACCUCAACAACACCCGCGCCGACCCCAAGGUGUACGACCCUGAGACGACCACCCUGGCCACCCCAGGGCCCGACAAGAAGCGACGCCACCUCAACCGAAGGCUGCUCGAGAAAAGCUGCGCCCAGCAACCCUUGGAGUUCAGGGUCGCCUUCGGGGAAGAGGUCAAGGCAGGUCAACUGCCCUGGCUCGCCAUACUCAGGUUCAGCGAUAAUGGGACGCAGAGAUUCAGCUGUGGCGGGUCUCUGAUCACUGAUCAGUACAUCCUGACGGCUGCCCAUUGCGCUAAACCGCUAAAAAAAUCCAUGAAAUUGGUGAGCGCGAGGCUGGGCGAGGUGAACCUGGCGAGCACCUGCGACCAGGUGGCGGAGCCGGACGACCUGUUGAACGACAUCUCGUCCGUGUUCGGCGACCUCUUGCCCAAGUGCGCCGCCGAGCCGCAGGACGUGGAGGUGGACGAGGUCAGGGUGCACCCUGAGUUCAGUUACGACUUCAUCGAGGGCUUCCCGCACGACCUGGCGCUGGUCAGGCUCAAGCACAAGGUCAAAGCGACCAUGUUCGUGCGGCCCAUCUGCCUGCGCGGCCUGCACCCUGACGAAGGUCGCCAGGGUCGGGAGGAGGGCACGGCCAAGGUGGCCGGCUGGGGCAUGACCGACAUGUCAGAGGGCCCAAGGAGCAACGAGCUGCGUCAGGUGGCGGUCAAAAGGGUGGCCAGGCAGGUGUGCAGGGACGAGCACAGGGUCAUGGUGCGCGAAAGGUGCCAAAAGUGCGCCGGCAGCAGCGACGGCAGCGCCUGCAUGGGCGACAGCGGCGGACCCCUUCUUCAGGAAAUGGGAAACACGACGCUUCUGGCCGGCGUCGUCAGCUACGGAUCGUUCGACUGCGGCACUUCGGCGGUGCCGAGUGUUUUUUCUGACGUGUCCUGCUACCUUGACUGGAUAAUUGACACCAUCCGACCGUGAUUCAUUGAAAUAAAAAUAGGAACUUCAUGGAAAAAUACUUUUGAUUUUAAAAUUAAAUUCAUUUUAAAAUUAAUACUGAUAAUUGCGUUCCAUGCUCAUGAUUGAAAAUCUACAUUUUUCACGCGCUUUGCUUUAGAUUAAAUUUAUUACAAUUUUUAGAAGCUUUAACUUUUGUAAUCAGCACUCAAAUCAAUUUUAAGUCGUGACAAAGGAAUUGAA
This is a messenger RNA of Neocloeon triangulifer, 1545 nucleotides long. RefSeq names its product phenoloxidase-activating factor 3-like. Gene Ontology annotation, molecular function: serine-type endopeptidase activity. The record is from RefSeq and is a predicted model, not a curated record. The coding region runs from base 46 to 1326 and encodes 426 amino acids. Gene Ontology annotation, biological process: proteolysis. NCBI's taxonomy places the organism in Eukaryota, Metazoa, Arthropoda, Insecta, Ephemeroptera, Baetidae. The transcript is spliced from 6 exons.